Fusarium coffeatum is the source of this 1728-nucleotide messenger RNA. RefSeq lists its product as uncharacterized. Gene Ontology annotation, molecular function: oxidoreductase activity, acting on CH-OH group of donors; flavin adenine dinucleotide binding. The record is from RefSeq and is a predicted model, not a curated record. Lineage: Eukaryota; Fungi; Ascomycota; Sordariomycetes; Hypocreales; Nectriaceae. The transcript is spliced from 5 exons. Bases 1 to 1728 code for a protein of 575 amino acids.
AUGGCUGUUCCGGAAACAACAUAUGACUUUAUCGUCUGCGGUGGCGGCACAUCUGGAUGCGUUGUUGCUGCACGUCUUGCUGAAGAUCCCAAUGUCAAGGUUCUCGUCAUCGAGGCGGGUCAGCAUAACGAGCAUCUCGAGAAUGUCCACAUGGUUGGAGGAUGGUCUCUGAACUUUGACAAGGAGACUGACUGGAAUGUUGUCUCUACACAAGGUCCUGGUGUCAAUGACCGUCAAGUUAAGCUCAGCCGAGGAAAGUUCCUUGGCGGUUCUUCAGGAUGCAACGGCACCUUGAUGGUUAAGGGAAUGAAACAAGAUUACGAUGACUGGAACCUCCCCGGUUGGAGCGGUGAGGACUUUUUCAAGUACAUGGCCAAGGCUGAGCACUUUCACACAAAACCUUGGUUCAAGGAGACCAAGGGAUCUCACGGCCAUGAAGGUUUUGUCCACACUGAGCCCCAUGACUUGGCUCCCAUCUCCAACAUGAUCGCAGAGUCCAUGGUCUCAAAGGGUCUCCCCAUGGACCACGACAUGUUCUCUACAGGCGAGAACCCCCACGGAUGCGGUCACUCAGUUAGAACAGUCCACCAGGGCCUUCGUACCACAAGUGCAGACUUCAUCACUAAGCAAAAGCACAGAGAUAACCUCCACCUCAUGGUUGAGACUCACGUCGACAAGGUUGUUAUCGAGAAGGACGCCAACGGUGACCUCAAGGCUACCGGUGUUCGUGCUGUUAAGCCUGAUGGCACUGUUGUUGAGCUCAAGGCUGCUAAGGAGGUUAUCGUUAGUGGAGGAGCUUACUGUUCUCCUAACAUUCUUAACCGAUCAGGUAUUGGUGCUAAGGAGGAGCUUGAGCAGCACGGUAUCACUACCCUCGUCGACCUUCCCGGUGUUGGAAAGAACCUCCAGGACCACUUGAUCGUGUUCAUGUUCUACGAGACUGAGAAGGAGGGCAUCACAACUGACUCUCUCGUUUACCACGGCGACGCCCUGGCUAAGGCUCUUACUCAGUGGAAGGAGGAGAAGAAGGGUCCCAUGACUGCAUUCCCAUUCGGUAUCUUUGCUUAUGCCCGUAUUGACGAGCGUCUUAAGGACUCUGAGAUCUGGAACAACGCUCCUCGAAAGGAAGGUCGUGACCCCAUGGGCUUGUCUCCCAAGCAGCCUCAGGUCGAGUUUUUCACUACCGAAUGCUACGGCGGUCCUAAGCAAUUCGACCAAUUCCCCAUUAACGGAAACCACGCCUUCAGCAUGAUCGCUGAGCUCUUCGCCCCCAAGUCCCGCGGUACCGUCACCCUCCGCAACGCCGAAGCCACAGCCAUCCCCGUUGUCGACUGCAACUACCUCUCCGACCCUCUCGACCUCGAAGUCCUCGCCGAGGCCUGCGCUUUCGGCAACGAGAUCAUUGUCGAAGGUGCUGGUACAAAGGACAUCGUCAAGGGCUCGUGGCCUUCUGACUUGGUUCACCACAAGCACAAGACCCGUGAUGACUGGAAGGAGUAUGUCAAGGAUAACGCUACUACUUGCUACCACGCCAGUGGAACUUGCGCUGCUGGCAAGAAGGACAACCCUAAGGCUGUUGUUGAUGAGAAGUUGCAGGUUUACGGUGUUAAGGGACUGAGAGUCGCUGAUUGCUCUAUCAUGCCUACUGUGAACAACGGACAUACUCAGAUGCCUGCCUAUGGUAUUGGUGAGAAGGCGGCUGAUAUGAUUAAGGAGGCGUGGGCUUAG